AUGGCACCUAAAAAGGGACACAAAGCCAUCGUGCCCGUGCAAAUUGUUCCUGAGAAAAGGGGCUAUGAGUUUGGUGGACCCCUAGGUGCCUUUGUCCUCGUCUUCGGCCUGCCGGUUCUUAUAUAUUGCUUCGCGUUCCUUUGCAAUGACGUCUCAGGCUGUCCCGCGCCCUCUCUCCUUCAUCCCUCGACUUUGACAUGGGACAAUUUGGAAUAUGAAAUCGGGUGGCCCGAGAAGGGCCUCGUCGGCCUUUAUGAUACCGAAGUGACAUUGUGGGUUUUGUCGUAUUACCUCGUUCUUCUCUUGUUGCAGAUUUUCCUUCCCGGCCAGGAAGUGGAGGGUGUCCCAUUGGCGUGCGGUGGACGACAUAAAUACAAGUUUAACACGUUCCGCUCCUCCAUCCUCAUCUUAGCAGCACUCGGUGCAGGCACGUAUGUCAAUGGUGCCGAUUUCGUGGUCUGGACUUUCCUCUGGGACAACUUCGUGCAGGUGAUUACCGCAAAUCUUAUCAUCACCGCAAUUCUCUCCAUUUGGGUAUACGCGCGAAGCUUCUCGAUUCCGGCGCCCGGUGAGCCUAACCCCGAGCUUCGCGAACUGGCGCCUGGAGGACACACCGGUAACAUCAUAUAUGAUUUCUUCAUUGGCCGAGAACUCAACUCUCGUAUCACAUUGCCCAUUCCCUUCGUGAGCGAAGCGGCUCGGACGAUUGAUAUUGGGGUCUUCUGUGAAAUGCGGCCUGGUCUUCUGGGUUGGAUUAUUCUCAACCUUUCACAUGUCGCGCACCAGUACCGCACCCAUGGCUAUGUCACCGACUCCAUUCUCUUUAUCACCGUUGCGCAAGCCUUCUACGUCUUGGACAGCUAUUACAUGGAACCAGCCAUCUUGACCACUAUGGACAUCAUCAUGGACGGCUUUGGCUUCAUGCUAUGUUUCGGUGAUCUGGUGUGGGUACCAUUUCUCUAUUCGACUCAAACAAGGUAUCUUGCAAUGUUCCCUGCGAAGAUGGGUUUGAACGGAAUUGCCGUUUCCCUUGCCGUCACCGGCCUUGGUUACUAUAUUUUCCGCGGUGCCAACAACGAAAAAAACCGCUUCAGAACAAACCCAGAUGACCCCCUCGUCAAGCAUCUCAAGUACAUCACCACCAAGAGCGGCUCCAAACUGCUCACAUCUGGCUGGUGGGGCACUGCUCGCCACAUCAACUACCUCGGCGACUGGCUUAUGUCUUGGGGUUACUGUCUACCAACGGGCUUUGCGGGCUAUACUAUGAUUGAAGCUAUCAACACUUCCACCGGAGAGCUGGAGAAGCAGGCGGUUCAGACUCCGGGCUCUCGAGGAUGGGGUGCGAUUUUCACAUAUUUCUAUAUUUUGUAUUUUGGAAUUCUCUUGAUUCAUCGCGAACAAAGAGAUGAGGAGAAGUGCCAUAAGAAAUAUGGCAAAGAUUGGGAUAAGUAUACUUCGCUGGUGCGAAGCAAGAUUAUCCCAGGCAUAUACUGA
Talaromyces atroroseus is the source of this 1494-nucleotide messenger RNA. Its product is annotated as Delta(14)-sterol reductase. The record is from RefSeq and is a predicted model, not a curated record. Gene Ontology annotation, cellular component: endoplasmic reticulum membrane. Gene Ontology annotation, biological process: ergosterol biosynthetic process. The coding region runs from base 1 to 1494 and encodes 497 amino acids. NCBI's taxonomy places the organism in Eukaryota, Fungi, Ascomycota, Eurotiomycetes, Eurotiales, Trichocomaceae. The transcript is spliced from 3 exons. Gene Ontology annotation, molecular function: Delta14-sterol reductase activity.